Molecule: messenger RNA, 3922 nt
Organism: Xiphophorus hellerii (green swordtail)
Lineage: Eukaryota; Metazoa; Chordata; Actinopteri; Cyprinodontiformes; Poeciliidae
Gene: lpin1a
Product: lipin 1a
Exons: 24
Coding region: 209-3094 (961 amino acids)
Biological process (GO): positive regulation of transcription by RNA polymerase II; fatty acid catabolic process; cellular response to insulin stimulus
Cellular component (GO): mitochondrial outer membrane; nucleus
Molecular function (GO): phosphatidate phosphatase activity; transcription coactivator activity
Source: RefSeq, a predicted model, not a curated record
AGGGAGGAAUAUUUCAGCCUUCAGAAGCAACCUUCAGCAGACAGAGAGGAUCUACGAUCAGAUGUCAGGGAAACUGAAUGAUGCAGAACGUUACCGAUGAUGUUUGAUCCGGACACUGACGCGCAUUAACGCUGAUGACAGAGUGGGACGAUUGAAUGGCAGGAAGAUCCCGGAGCGCAGAGCUGCGUCAAUAAAUAAUCUACAGACCAUGAACUAUGUGGGUCAGCUGGCGGGCCAGGUGUUUGUGCAGGUCAAGGAGCUGUACAGGGGGCUCAACCCUGCAACGCUGUCUGGAUGCAUUGAUGUCAUUGUGGUCCGGCAGCCUGAUGGCUCGCUGCAGUGCUCCCCGUUUCACGUCCGCUUCGGAAAGAUGGGUGUGCUGCGGUCCCGUGAGAAAGUGGUGGACAUAGAGAUUAAUGGAGAGCCGGUUAGUUUGCACAUGAAGCUGGGAGAGAAUGGAGAGGCUUUCUUCGUCACAGAGACUGAGGACACACUGGAAGUGGUGCCAGCCUACCUUGCAACUUCACCCAUCAUGACAGUGGGGGAGGAGUUAAUGCAGACCGAACUGGGCAGGGGUGCUUCUCACCAUCAUGACAACAUCCCCUGCAGCACACUUCCUGUCCAGAGCCUGGGGCCGCAAGAUGGAGCGACAUUGAAGAAAAGGAGGAGGAGGAGGAGGAAGGCAAGGCCACAAGGAGGAGGGGGAGCCGGAGGGAGAAGAGAGGACAGUGGAGAGGAGUUCUCAGAGGAUGAAGACAUGUUUACUAUUGAUCUGAGUUCGGAUGAGGAGAAGGGCGGGGACAGCAGCAGACCAGCGUACAAUGAUCUGGAUCCUACAACCAACAGCAAUUCAUACCACAUGACCGAGUGGACUGAAUCACAGAGUAACGUGAUUAAGAAGACUCUCUCCAUCCAUCCAUCCUUUGGUCUGUCCAUCUCUUGUCCUCAGAGCACGUCUCGCUGUUCUUCCUUUGCGGGCAGUCCAGAUGACUCGGCAUCAUCAACACCGAAGAGUGACUCAGAACUGACCAAUCAGACGAAUCCUGAAAUGCUGUGGACCUGGGGGGAGCUGCCACAGGCUGCACAGCCAUCCUUCCUUGCUUCUCACCAGAAGCACGACUCAGCUGCAGCCGUCUCCAUCCCGCUGACUGCAAGCAGCCACUUCAGAGCCAUCACGGACACGGGGUCAGCCCCGGAGGGUCCCUGUGGCUUAGAGUCGGCCCAGACCACUGCUGCUGACGGGACAAUGGACAUAGAAGGAAACAGCUGUGAGCCCUGGCUGAAGUUACAGAUUACAUCUGAGCAGAACUCUGGAGAAGAAAAUGUUAAAGAGGCUGAGAAUGUUGGCCCGUCAUCUAUGGAGGUGGAGACAGCUUGUUCAAUGUCUCUAAAGUCUCUCCCCGGUCAUCUAACUGAAGAAAGUUACAGAGAAAGUCCUGUCAGAAAUACUGAUUCGCCAUCGAAGAGGAAAGGUAAAAAAAGAAGCCAGCAUCUGGGGGCUGAUGGUGUUUAUCUGGAUGACAUUACGGAGCUGGAGCCUGAAGUUGCUGCACUCUACUUCCCAAAAAGUGAUGGAGGAGGCAGCUCUACGAGGGGGGACACAGAGAUUAUGAUGGACGUGAGGGGCACCAACCAGUCUCCUCAGUCAGUGGGCAGCAGCGGCGUGGACAGCGGAGUGGACAGUUUGUUGGACCAGAUAGCCGACCUGCCUCAUGUUGCCAUCUCUUUGUGCGGAGGACUGUCAGACAACAAGGAGAUCACGAAAGAGCAAUUCCUGGAUAGAGCAGUUUCUUACCAGCAGUUCUCAGAGAACCCGUCUAUUAUAGAUGAUCCUAACCUGGUGGUCAAAGUUGGAAACAAGUACUACAACUGGACCACUGCUGCUCCUGUUAUGCUGGCUAUGCAGGUCUACCAGAAACCCCUGCCACAGUGCUGGUGUCUGAGUUAUGUUUUUUCUGUUUUUGGCCUCUUCUCAUACUGCUUCCCCGGUCUGUUUGGCUCCACCACUUCAGAGCCUGCCUCAGUGGAGAAUAUCAUGAAGGAAAAGAUGCCUAAGAAAGGAGGACGCUGGUGGUUUUCAUGGAGACGGAGGAACAGUGACUCUAAGUCGGAAACAGCUGCAGAAAUGGGAGACAGAGAAGAUGGCUCGCUUACUUUGACCUCAGAGAACGGUUUGAAAGAUGACUCCUCUUCAAGCGAUGAGGACCACACAUCAUGCAAUCAGAUGUCAGAAUCCUUUCAGCCGGAGCCUGUUUUAAACUCCGCCGCCGGUGUGUGUUAUAAGAAGACUCUACGGCUUACUUCAGACCAGCUGGUUAGCCUGCAGCUAAAGGAAGGGCCCAAUGAAGUGGUGUUUAGCGUAACCACUCAGUAUCAAGGCACGUGCCGCUGUCAUGGCACAAUCUAUCUUUGGAGCUGGGAUGACAAGAUUAUCAUCUCAGAUAUAGAUGGAACCAUCACCAGGUCUGACACUCUUGGCCACAUCCUUCCCACUCUGGGUAAAGACUGGACCCACCAGGGUAUUGCACGGCUCUACCACAGAGUCAGCCUAAACGGGUAUAAAUUUAUGUAUUGCUCAGCUAGAGCGAUUGGCAUGGCUGGGAUGACGAGGGGCUACCUGCACUGGGUUAAUGAAAGAGGAACCAUGCUGCCUCUGGGCCCGGUUCUGCUCAGCCCCAGCAGCCUCUUCUCUGCCUUUCACAGGGAGAUUAUUGAAAAGAAACCAGAAUUGUUCAAGAUUGAGUGUCUGACGGACAUCAAGCAUCUUUUCUACCCGAACACUGAACCUUUUUAUGCCGCCUUUGGGAACAGAGCCACGGAUGUGUAUUCGUACAAGGAAGUUGGCAUUCCUCUGAACAGGAUUUUCACUGUCAACCCAAAAGGAGAGCUAAUACAGGAGCAUGCCAAAACAAACAUUUCCUCAUUUGGACGCCUGUGUGAGAUGGUCGACCACGUGUUCCCAGUCCUGCUUCAAAAUGAGGAAGCAGACAUUCCCUCCUCUGAUAGUUUUGAUCAAAACACUGACUGGAGGAAACAGUUGCCUGAUAGUAGUAGUCAUGAGGAGGAUGAAUCCCAGCCUAUUGAGGCAAACUGAAGAAGAAAAAAAACAUCGGAUAGAGAAUCUUCAAGACUGCAGCUUUGGCUUGUCCUGUUCAUGAUGACAGUAUCACAGGUUCACAUCUGAGCUCAGAGGUGAAAAUUAUGCUACCAAAAACUGAGAUGGAAAAACGGCCUGAGGAUGUGUCUCUAAAAAUGGACGAUGAAAACAGGUCCUACGCUAAAAGGUUACCUUUAAAUAGGUAAUUGUGACUUCUCGUGUAAAAUAAAUGAAUGUAUGUAUAACCAUGUAAACAGAAUAACUAAAUAAGUACAAAGUGGAAAUAAUAAUUAAGGGAAAAGAGGGACUCAUUUUCAGGAAAAAUAAUUGUGGAAAAGGAAAGUUUUGGGAAAAAAGACAGAAAAAUGAACCUGAUACAUUUCAACAAAAGGUUGAGAUUUCCUCAUAAAGUAAAAUUAACACAUGGUUUAAAGCACAUAUGUAAAAGUGUACCAUCCCACACAUACACCACACUGCAGGAAAAUUUUUCCCUGCUCUUUUUUCAGUCCCACAGACCUUUUCAUUUAGACUAACAGCAACAACCAAUACAGCUGAAUAAUAAAACUACAUUUCCUAUUUUUAAUGUAAUACGUAACUUUAGGUUUUUAUGCAGUAUCUAUUUCUAUGUCUUCUUCAGGAAAGAAUUUUGACAUUUCUACUCAACACUGGCAACUUACCACCAAAUGUUAUGCAGACACAAAAUGCAGUUUAGUAUGACCUCAUGCACAUGUGAAUCUUCUAGACCUCUUAAACACAGCAUUACAUGACAGCCAUCCACGUUAUGCAAAAAAAAACAAAAAAAAAAAACAACCCAGGUAUUGUUUU